Molecule: messenger RNA, 612 nt
Organism: Letharia columbiana
Lineage: Eukaryota; Fungi; Ascomycota; Lecanoromycetes; Lecanorales; Parmeliaceae
Exons: 3
Coding region: 1-612 (203 amino acids)
Biological process (GO): secondary metabolite biosynthetic process
Molecular function (GO): FAD binding; monooxygenase activity
Source: RefSeq, a predicted model, not a curated record
AUGGUUCUCUCCCAUCCGGAAGAAGAAGAUCCAGAGACAUGGGAUCAGGGCAAGGCCUUAGAAAGCAUGAAGGACCAUUUCAAAGGAUGGGAUCCGGCUCUACUGAAACUCAUCGCCAUGAUCGAGAAGACAAUGAAGUGGCCGUUGAUGACCGGAGCCCCGGUCGAGAAGUGGGUCGCACCCACUGGCAAAUUGCUAAUGCUGGGGGACGCUGCUCAUGCUAUGCUGCCAUACAUGUCACAAGGCGCCGCCAUGGCCGUUGAAGACGCCGCUGGCUUGGCUGAAGCCAUAAGUAUGAUCGGAUCGAAGAGUCAGCUACAGAUAGCGUUGAACGUUUUCGAGACCAUCCGAGUCAAACGCGCAAACCAGAUGCAAGAAGCCAGCCUCAUAAACGGUAAGCUGUGGCACUUUGCAGACGGUCCCGAACAGGAGGCUCGUGAUAUUGCUAUGCGCCCUGAGGUCGAGGGCCUUCACUUCGACGAGAGUCCGAAUCAAUGGAGUGAUCCUGUCACCCAAGAUUGGUGCUACGGAUAUGAUGCAGAGGAGGCCAUGGCCAAGGCUAUGAGUAGUGCUUUGGCUAAAGCCAGCCUCCCAGCAAGUGUUAAUGAUUAA